AUGGUGCGGGAGUCCAUGGAUGCCCUCCCCUCUAAGGCCGGGGGGUUCAAUGGGAAGCCCAAAAAGGGUAAUCUACUUCUGGACGGCAAGCCAGAAACGAGGAUAGCAGAUACCUGGCAGGACCAGCCUAAGGCAAAGAAGCUGGUGGCCGACCUGACUGACCUGCACUUUGACAAGUUUCAGGUCCCAACGCUAUGCUAUUCCCUCUGCAUGAGUGAUGGGGAAGCUGAAACUGGUUGAAUACUGUAUGAGUGAUCUAAUUGGGUACCUGCUGUGGUGUGCUCUAGUGUUGGGAACGAAGAUGGUAGAACAGGCUCUAAUUUUGGACAUUACUCUUGUGUAGCCGUGUAGAGUGAGAGCAGAUAUUGUGGGGAAAAUGGCUGGUUUGGCAUGAAGUGUAGCCUAUAUGAUUCUCUAUAUGUGACUACCAGUGUCUUUACUGCCCUCAUGCAUUGUGUGUUUUACUGUAGGCCUAUAUUAAAUUCAAGUGGGAAAUGUGUCCGGCAUACCUCCGUAGAGGGACGUGAGGAGUGAAAACUUCUGGUUUCAUCCCGAGGUGAUCAUUGUAUUCAUAUCUCAUCAGCAGAUGAGUUGUGUUGUUGAAAUGUAAAUAUGAGUGCGGAACAGAUCCGCUGUGUGGUGACUCGUAGAGAACAACCGAUAAUAUCGGCAUGGCCGAUUUUCCCCAUUAUAGCGCGAGAAACUCCCUGCAUGCCGGCACCACUCAUUGCUGUCCUUGAGGAACAUCUGGGCUGCUUGCUAUAGCUACCCACUCAUGCUGCAUAUACAUUUAGCACACUUUAAUAAUGCCACACCAAAUGUUGAAAGUGGUAAUUAAUUUACAAUGUCCAUACAGGCUGCUGCACUUUACAAAGCAACGUACCGGUAGCUUUCUAGAUAGCUAGGUAAACAACAACAUUCAGCAAAGAGCUAACUUUGCUAGCUAUGAAGCUAACGUCAGUUCACUAACGUUACCCUAGAACUUCAUUUGUGAUAGCAAAGCAUAACACAAAAUAUGCUAAUGUCAAAGCUGAUCGUCACCAAAAAUGUUGUUAAUUCACUGAGUUGGCUAGCUACAUGUCUUUCCCGUGCCAAGACGAACUACCCAAGUUGAACUACACAAGCCAAACUGCCUGGCUACAUGAUACACAAGCGGUGCCUUUUCUCUUAAAGGUGACAACACACAUUUUUAUAAAAGAAAACACAAGGCUACUUAUAUGAAAAUGUUGUUGAUCAGUAGGCCUAUCUGGAGGCGAAAGAAACACACAUCGGUUUAGGCGAGGUGCUGGCUAGCGGAUUAGAACACUUGGAGAGAAAAAAAAAAAGGAGAGCCGCACACUCUAGGAGCUCAGAUGCAAUAAUUUAAUAACCAAUGUUUCGACCGACAAGCUGUCUUCAUCAGGGUAUAAUGUUCAGUAGGCCUAACAUAGUCCCAAAUGAAAGGGAAACAGAUUGUUUGUCAUCUGUAGCCCCAAAGACCACUGGAAUCAGCUAAAACAAGCUCAAUAACUCAAUGCAUGCAUACACUCCUAUUGAAUAUGAACUCACCUGUGCCAUCUUGAUUUAACCAGUUUAUCAAGAGAUUGACCAUUUUUAAAUGUUUACCGUUAUGUAGUUAACUUGUUUAAAAAUAAAGUAAAAUUGAUUGUGUUUGUAUAAUUGAUUUGUUAUUGCAUACAUGGUUGUCUCUGGAAAAAUGUCUCAUCAAAAUGUAAAAAUUAUAUUAUUUAUCGGCAUAAAAUAUUGGCCAUGGACCUCCUUGACUCGCAAAAAUUGGCAUUGGUCGUGCUCUAGUGGUGAGCAGAGCGGCAGAGGAACCAAUCAACAUACAUGUUAAACUGCUGUGCAAUGAUUGGCCUGGCCUCUCCUCCGUGGCAUCAGGUUACUGUAUUCUCUGCUCUGCCUUAGAUGGAUCAUUACCGUGGCUACAUAAUAUAUGAUCUGUUGCUCAGAGAUCACUGGCUAAUAUCUGCUGCUCAGAGGUGGGCUGGGAUAGGAAAGGGUAGAAAUUGGGCAGUUUUCUGUAGUGCUGCUUGUGUUCAGAGUCGUCAGCCAUUUAUCUUUUUCCCCUCUCUCCCUCUUUUUGUCCUCCUCAGGCCGACCAACUAACAGAGGAGCAGAUUGCGGGUAAGCAGUUCAGCACACACACACAUUUGAGCUGUGUAUGAAUAUUUAAUGUGAGUGAGGCAUGUCUGCUAGCUCCUGACCACUGAUGUAAACAUUACAUUAGCAUCAUCACUAACGUCUACACAAAGUGGUAGACCAACGCACGCACACACACAGAGAGCGGCAUUCCUGUGCUGUUGCCUCUUCAAAAAGUUGAAGGAAUAAAUUAAUCACUGAUGCAUUUUGUUCAUGUCUUGUGAUAAUCUUGGGAAAAUUAAUGCAUUUUUUAAAAUAAAUUCAAUACGUUUAGUUAAUUUCCUAGCAAGUUUAAUACAUUUUUGAACAUUGUGGAAUUCUAUUUUAAUGUCUGGAUUCCGUGAUUCCAUCCACGUUCUCCGCAACGCAGAUAUUAUACGGCCCUAAUAAUGGGCAGAUACCUCAAUAAUGGCAGACAGAGAUCUAGCAGACAUACCUGUUGUUGACAAUACUUUUAUCUGCUCACCUGUACAUUGAACAAAUGUAAUCCUUUCAAGCAGAGGUCAUCUCAUAGCCCAGGAGGUCAAUCUUAGGUGUGAUUAUUACUGGUUGAAACCUUAACCUAAUUAAGUAGCCUACACUCUUAGGAAAAAAAGGUUCCUUAUAGAACCAAAUAGUGUUCUGUCGCUUUCUUCAUCUAUGGAACCCCUAAAAGUUCUAUAUAGAACCCUUUUAUAGGGUUCUUUGAUCAGAACCCGACGGGUUCUUCUUGACUGAACCAAAAUUGGAAUAUAGAACCCUGUAUGGUGACAUUUAUGAAUUAUGGCUACUACUUAGAUAGUAAUAUUUUUUGCUUAUAAUAUAAUAAACAAUUAAAUAAUGGACAAAAGAAUACCAGCAUAGUUUUGAGAUUUUAUUGUCAUUAUAUGCAAACAUACUUUGGAAAUAUGCACUGGUAGCCAGGGAGGCAUCUCUUUGUUUGAAUGAUGGCCCACGUCAGUCUUGGUACCAACUCUGGCUGACUCUGGCGAAAACAAGUUUAUAGAUAUAUAUAUAUUUUUUUAAACAUACCUUUUACAUAAGUAUUCAGACCCUUUGCUAUGAGACUCGAAAUUGAGCUCAGGUGCAUCCUGUUUCCAUUGCGCAUCCUUGAUGUUUCUACAACUUGAUUGGAGUCCACCUGUGGUAAAUGUAACUGAUUGGACAUGAUUUGGAAAGGCACACCUGUCUAUAUAAGGUCCCACAGUUGACAAUGCAUGUCAGAGCAAAAACCAAGCCAUGAGGUCAACGGAAUUGUCCUUAGAGCUCCGAGACAGGAUUGUGUCGAGGCACAGAUCUGGGGAAGGGUACCAAAAUAUUUCUGCAGCAUUGAAGAUCCUCAAGAACACAGUGGCCUCCAUCAUUCUUAAAAGGAAGAAGUUUGGAACCACCAAGACUCUUCCUAGAGCUGGCCGCCCGGCCAAACUGAGCAAUCGGGGGAGAAGGGCUUUGGCCAGGGAGGUGACCAAGAACCUGAUGGUCACUCUGACAGCGCUCCAGAGUUCCUCUGUGGAGAUGGGAGAACCUUCCAGAAGGACAACCAUCUCUGCAGCACUUCACCAAUCAGGCCUUUAUGGUAGUGGCCAGACGGAAGCCACUCCUCAGUAAAAGGCACAUGACAUCCCGCUUGGAGUUUGCCAAAAGGCACCUAAAGGACUAUCAGACCAUGAGAAACAAGAUUACGAAAAUUGAACUCUGGUCUGAAUGCCAAGCGUCACGUCUGGAGGAAACCUGGCACCAUCCCUACGGUGAAGCAUGCUGGUGGCAGCAUCAUGCUGUGGGGAUGUUUUUCAGCGGCAGGAACUGGGAGACUUGUCCGGAUCGAGGGAAAGAUGAACGGAACAGAGCACAGAGAGAUCCUUGAUGAAAACAUGCUCAGGACCUCAGACAGGUGAGAAGGUUCAGCUUCCAACAGGACAACGACCCUAAGCACACAGCCAAGACGAUGCAGGAGUGGCUUUGGGACAAGUCUGAAUGUCCUUGAGUGGCCCAGCCAGAGCCCAGACUUGAACCCGAUCUAACAUCUCUGGAGAGACCUGAAAAUAGCUGUGCAGCGACGCUCCCCAUCCAACCUGACAGCUUGAAAGGGUCUGCAGAGAAGAAUAGGAGAAACUCCCCAAAUACAGGUGUGCCAAGCUUGUAGCGUCAUACCCAAGAAAACUCGAGGCUGUAAUCGCUGACAAAGGUGCUUCAACAAAGUACUGAGUAAAGGGUCUGAAUACUAACUGUCAAAUAAAUUCUGAUUUUGCUUUGUCAUUAUGGGGUAUUGUGUGUAGAUUGUUGAGGGGGAAAAAACUAUUUAAGCCAUUUUAGAAGUGAAGGGGUCUGAAUACUUUACGAAUGCACUGUACAACCCCAAAUAACCCUUUUUUCUAAGAGUGUAGAUCAGAUAAAAGUCAAUUUCAAAAGUCAGUGACUAAUUGUCUAAUGAAGUUCUUACUGUAGCUCAGCUGUGAUCUUUUUCCUUGUAUUUGUUUGGACACACAAAUAGCAACAGUUAGCCUAUCUUCUUCUCUGCAGAGUUCAAGGAGGCAUUCUCCUUGUUCGAUAAGGAUGGCGACGGCACCAUCACAACCAAAGAGCUGGGUACUGUGAUGAGGUCGCUGGGACAGAACCCCACAGAGGCUGAGCUGCAGGACAUGAUCAACGAGGUCGACGCUGAUGGUGAGUUAGUUCCGCCUGCUAGGGUCCAACAGUGUAGGGAGAAGUUUCCCCACACGCUGAUCUUGGGGCAGUUUAGCAUUUCCCCCAGUAAUGGUUAAGGUUAGGAUUGGGGGAGGGGAAGCUGAUCCUAGAUCUGUACCUAUGGGAAACAUCACCCUGGAGCGGGUCCAACUAGGGUUAUAAAGUUCCCAGGUUUUCCAGAAAUCUGGGUCGAGGAUUCCUGGAAUAGGGCAGGAGGGAAGGAGGGAAUCCUCCAACUGGGAUUUCUGUAAAAGCUGGGAAUGUAAAUAAGGAGUGGCUGAAGUACUACUCAAUUUCUGUGUGUGUUUGUGUCGGUUCAGUCACUAUAUAGUUCACCAGCUUGUAGUCCUAAAAAAUUUAAAUGAGUUCAGCCAUUCCUAUGGUGAAAAUGAAUGGUGAAAGAAUAGGCUUUUGGGAUAAACUCUGAAAAUAAGGUCUGAGGUUAUGUUUUGUUUUCUUAUACGUUUUGUUCUAUGAGUUAUGAAGCCUUUUAUGUGCUUUUUUUGAUUACAUAAAUCUUUCAAAAUUCACAAAAAGUUACUUUAGCUAAUGAAGAUUAUCUCAUAGAACAAAACGUAUAAGAUCACCUAAGCCUGUGUUUACCACAGACCUUAUUUUCACUGUUUAUCCAAAAACUCAACUUUCCCAUAGGCUUUAGCCAACGAACCAUGGUGGAGUUGGUGUCUACAAAAAGACGCCAUUACUAUUGCUCUCUAUACUGCUCUCCCUUCUGGAAGUCAACCCGAUGGUGAUGAGUAUUGCUUCUUAUUGAGAAGUUAUUGAUAGUUAUUGAUGAGUUUAUCCACGGCCUUACUUGUGUUAGUGCUGGGACUGGAAGUGUUGUCAUUGAACAACAUGGCUCCUCUCCUCUGACUGUCACUAUCUAGGUCAGGCAGACCUAGCGACUGGCUGCAACAAAGCCAGUUAAAUAACCGCAGUAGGUAAUAAUCCACUCUGAGCUCUGCUCUGCUGGGCUGUACAUUCUCUAAGGCCCCAUGGCCCAGGGAAGUAGCUCACAGCAGCUGUGGUAGAUCCUGCCUACACACAAACAACAGUAGCAGUCAAUUUAUUCACACACUGGGAAAGGUGGAACAGCCAGUCUGUGCAUUAUACGGCCUAUACUUGAGGAGAGACCCAGCCCCAUCCGGUUAAUAGAAUGCAACAGUAAGAUAGGCACACACACUCACUGGGGAACAGCCAGACUGUGUAAUAUACUGCCCUGUAUAAGUAAUGGAAUAGUCAGACACACACACACACACACACACACACACACUGGGGACAUGCAGAGGGGAGAACAGAACAGACACACACACACACACACACUGGGGACAUGCAGAGGGGAGAACAGAACAGACACACACACACACACACUGGGGACAUGCAGAGGGGAGAACAGAACAGACACACACACACACACACACUGGGGACAUGCAGAGGGGAGAACAGAACAGACACACACACACACACACUGGGGACAUGCAGAGGGGAGAACAGAACAGACACACACACACACACACUGGGGACAUGCAGAGGGGAGAACAGAACAGACACACACACACACACACACUGGGGACAUGCAGAGGGGAGAACAGAACAGACACACACACACACACACUGGGGACAUGCAGAGGGGAGAACAGAACAGGCGUUCAUUGAUUCACUGGGGAACUGUAUAUCAGCCAUGCACCACCAGGGGAGGGGACAGCUGUGUGCUCAGGAGAACAGUCUUUCCCAGGAAUCACACACAUGAUCACACACACUUAAACAGCUGAGGGCUGUACCUGGAGACCUCUGGGUUACACACACACACACACCCUCCUGACGAGCCCAGACUAAUCCAGGUUAAUUAUGAUCGGUGUUAGUGUGAGUGUCUUCUCCCAAGGGUUUAGCCAGGCCCCCUGUUUUUCUGAUCCAGUGGCCUGCACCGCUCUCUGUGACCAUAUCAUGGAUCACUCUGCUUUACAUUAGAGACAGCUCAACCCCUGCCAGAGCCUGUUGUAAUGGUCUACAGUACACAGCCCACUCUGAAACACACAUACCGGUCUGUGUACUGUACUGAUCAGUAGGGUUGGGCGGUAUCCAGAUUUUCAUACCGUUUCUGUACCAUACCGGGAUAUGCUGUAAUACCGGAAGUGCACACAAGGGGUGCUAUUCUUUUGUUGUCAAUUUCUUUAGCACAAAACUAUUUAGGCAACAUGGAUCUCAAUGCAAGCGGGAAAUUGAUUGUCUCUGCUGUAACCAAGAAGCUUGAUCUUGCCAUCUAUCCACUUGACUAGCAAGUUAGCAAACCAACUGCAUAGCUAAAGCCCUGAGCUGAAUAUCAUUUAUUUGGCACAUCUUAGAUAGUUAUCUUAUAGUUAUAAGCAGUGGCGUAGCACGCAGCCCUCGCAAGGCAAGGGAGUCCCCCCAACUCAAAUUAUUUUAAUUGUAUUUUUUUACGGUAUUGAAAAUCCUGCCGUCAGUAUGUGUAAAUACCCCAGUAUACGGUAUAUCGCCCAAGCCUACUGCCCUGUAUAUGUAAUGGAAUAGUCAGACACACACACACACUGGGGACAUGCAGAGGGGAGAACAGAACAGGCGUGCUUUGAUUCACUGGGGAACUGUAGAUCAGCCAUGCACCACCAGGGGAGGGGACAGCUGUGUGCUCAGGAGAACAGUCUUUCCCAGGAAUCACACACAUGAUCACACACACUUAAAUCCCUGCAGCCCUCAGCUGUUUUUCUGCCAUUUAAAUACUUGUGCCUAAGCUUUGUUUUGGGCCGCUUAAGUCCAAACAAUGUAAAAUAAUAUAUUUAUUUUUGGGGGGGAUGGAAAAACUCUUUCAAUGUAAAGUUAAAUGACUAAAACCAGAUAUAAAGUAUGUAGAAAAGAUAAUGGAACUAUAUAUUUUUUAAAUAAUAUAAAUCUUUGAGAACUAACAAUCACCAAAAUCAAAUCUAGAGAGUCAGUGAGAAUUGAAAAAUUCCCCAAACAAUUAAUUUAGCAGUAUUGAUUUAUGUUUGAGCAAAAUAACACAGCAUUAGCCAUGGCAAAAUGCAGGAAAUUUGCUUUAAAACUGCAACAUUUUCUCUCAGCUCUAUGAAGACAUUUUUAGAAUUGCAGGACAUUUGCUUAAAAAUGCCAAAAUGUCUCUACACUGCCAAGAUGGGGGGAGCCUAUUAUUUUUUCUUAAAUUCAGCCGCGCCCCCUGCCACGCCCACCACGUAAGCCCCUUUGAUCAAGAAAAAACCCUGCCUAAGCCCCUUUUAUAUACCCAUGGCUGUACCUGGAGACCCUCCUAUUACACUGCUGUAGUGGUCUACAGAACCCCGCCCGCUCUGGACAAUGCAUGGCCCAUUCAACUGGGGUUUUAAUCCCAGAUAAGUAACUAUCAAUUCUGUCUAUCCACCUCUACCGGUCUCCCCCUUUCCAACUGUCUACAAUAAUCAAGCUAAACCCUCUCUCUCUCCACUUCCUCAUCCUCUCUCCCUCCCUCCAUCUCCCAGGCAACGGAACCAUUGACUUCCCAGAGUUCCUUACUAUGAUGGCCAGGAAAAUGAAGGACACAGACAGCGAGGAGGAGAUUCGCGAGGCGUUCCGGGUAUUCGACAAGGUAAGGAUUGUGCCAGCCGUGUGUGUGUGGGGGAGGGUUUUUUAUUUUAUAUAUAUAUAUAUAUCUAUCUAUCUUCACCUCAUUCAAUAUCGACAAUGUAUACAUUGCUACUGUUUGUCAAGCAGUAUAUGAUCAGUGAUAUCCUGUAUGGUUGCUCUUACUCCAUACAUAAAUUACACUAGUAUGUUAAAGUCCCUUUGUAAAAGACAGGCGGCAGGUGUGUUUACUGUGAGGUCACAGACUCACACAUCUCACCUCGUCUCCCCUGCAGGAUGGGAACGGUUACAUCAGUGCAGCAGAGCUCCGUCACGUCAUGACAAACCUGGGAGAGAAGUUAACAGACGAGGAGGUCGAUGAGAUGAUCAGAGAAGCCGACAUCGACGGAGACGGACAGGUCAACUAUGAAGGUAAGAAGAGGACAAUGGAACUGUCUAACUCUAUCUAUCUAGUUCUGCUGUGUGGGAGUGUACAGUAGUUCUCAGCAGUGUCCCUAUGGGGGCCUUGAUUCAGGACAGCUGUCACCCACUCAGUCAUCCUCACCAUGCUAAUGUACAGUACAGGCAGUCUUUUGUUUCUACAGCUCCAAUCCACCUCUUCUCUCAUCACUUUGUACUGCCCGAUCCCCCUCUUCACUCUACCACUCUCAUCCCCCUCUUCUCUCAUCCCUUUCUACCAUCCUGAGCCCCCUGUUCUUUCUUAUAGAAUUGGUCUCACUCUCUGUAAUGGGAUAUUGGGCUUACGUAAACAGUCUCCGUGACUAUGACAGAUAACAGUUUAAUUGAAUUGUUUUAUGAUCUGUCUGUCUCAAUUUGUCUGUGACGGACAUGUUUUAUGUGAUUAUGUCUGGAUCUGAGAAAUGUAAUUUCUGUCUUGAUCAGUGGUUGGUUGGUUUCUGUUCAUUCUCCUCGUCUGUUUUUGUUUUGUUCUUUUGUCCACAGAAUUUGUACAAAUGAUGACAGCAAAAUGA
Molecule: messenger RNA, 9365 nt
Organism: Coregonus sp. 'balchen'
Lineage: Eukaryota; Metazoa; Chordata; Actinopteri; Salmoniformes; Salmonidae
Source: the annotation of a GenBank genome assembly